CCGUAACAACCACUCGAGCCUUCGCCGCGCCCCUCGGCCCUCCCGCCCCGGCCCCCGUCCCCGGAACCGGCGGUCGAGCGGCGGCAGCCGAGCCUGAGGCACGGCUCUCUCCCCGUGGAGCCGCCGGCAUGAACGCAUCCCGCCGCCCCGCGUCCCCGACCCGGUCCUUCUGACAAGAGGAGUAAGAAGAUUGCUAUUGAAUUACAACCAUGGUGCAAAAAUACCAGUCCCCAGUGCGGGUGUAUAAACAUCCCUUUGAGUUAAUUAUGGCUGCCUAUGAAAGGAGGUUCCCUACAUGUCCUUUGAUUCCAAUGUUCGUGGACAGUGACACCGUGAGCGAAUUUAAGAGUGAGGAUGGGGCUAUUCAUGUCAUCGAGAGGCGCUGCAAGCUGGACAUAGACGCUCCCCGGCUGUUGAAGAAGAUUGCGGGAGUCGACUACGUUUAUUUUGUCCAGAAAAACUCCCUGAAUUCUCGAGAGCGCACUUUGCACAUCGAGGCGCACAACGAGACGUUUUCUAACCGCGUCAUCAUCCGCGAACAUUGCUGCUACACAGUUCACCCUGAGAAUGAGGACUGGACCUGUUUCGAACAGUCUGCAAGUUUAGAUAUCAAAUCAUUCUUCGGUUUUGAAAGUACAGUGGAAAAAAUUGCCAUGAAACAUUAUACAAGCAACAUUAAAAAAGGGAAAGAAAUCAUUGAAUACUACCUGCGGCAGCUGGAGGAGGAAGGCAUCACCUUCGUGCCCCGCUGGACCCCGCCAUGUCCGGGACCCUCGUCAGAAGCAUCAUCGACAAGCAAGAAUCAAGCCACAUCUGCAGCUGUUCUUGUUCCGGACACUGCUGCUGCCAAGGAGGGCCUGAGUGGGGAGAGCCUCAGUGGCCCCGGCACAGCGUCUGAGCCCGUGGUGGGAACCCCUGACGACAAGCUAGAUGCUGACUACAUCAAGAGAUACUUGGGUGACCUGACUCCCCUCCAGGAGAGCUGCCUCAUCAGACUGCGCCAGUGGCUCCAGGAAACACACAAGGGCAAAAUCCCGAAGGACGAGCAUAUUCUGCGGUUUCUGCGUGCCCGAGAUUUUAAUAUCGACAAGGCCAGAGAGAUCAUGUGCCAGUCUCUAACUUGGCGGAAACAGCACCAGGUGGAUUACAUCCUAGACACCUGGACUCCGCCCCAGGUCCUUCAGGAUUACUACGCUGGAGGCUGGCAUCACCAUGACAAAGAUGGGCGGCCGCUGUACGUGCUCCGGCUAGGCCAGAUGGACACCAAAGGCCUGGUGCGAGCCCUGGGAGAGGAAGCCCUGCUGCGAUAUGUUCUUUCCAUAAAUGAAGAAGGCCUGAGGCGUUGCGAAGAGAAUACCAAAGUUUUCGGCCGGCCCAUCAGCUCGUGGACCUGCCUGGUGGACCUGGAAGGGCUAAACAUGCGCCACCUGUGGAGACCUGGGGUCAAGGCGCUGCUUCGGAUCAUUGAGGUCGUGGAGGCCAACUACCCGGAGACGCUGGGCCGCCUCCUCAUCCUGCGGGCCCCCAGGGUCUUCCCCGUCCUCUGGACACUGGUUAGUCCAUUUAUUGAUGACAACACCAGAAGGAAAUUCCUCAUUUAUGCAGGAAAUGACUACCAGGGCCCUGGAGGCCUGCUGGACUACAUCGAUAAAGAGAUCAUUCCAGAUUUCCUGAGCGGGGAGUGCAUGUGUGACGUGCCGGAGGGCGGACUGGUCCCCAAAUCUCUGUACAGGACUGCAGAGGAGCUGGAAAAUGAGGACCUGAAGCUCUGGACGGAGACCAUCUACCAGUCGGCCAGCGUGUUCAAAGGAGCUCCACAUGAGAUUCUCAUUCAGAUUGUGGACGCUGCCUCAGUGAUCACUUGGGAUUUUGAUGUGUGCAAAGGGGACAUCGUCUUUAAUAUUUAUCACUCCAAGAGGUCUCCCCAGCCACCCAAAAAGGACUCACUGGGGGCCCACAGCAUCACCUCUCCAGGGGGGAACAAUGUGCAGCUCAUAGACAAAGCCUGGCAGCUGGGCCGGGACUACAGCAUGGUGGAGUCACCCCUCAUCUGCAAGGAAGGAGAGAGUGUGCAGGGCUCCCAUGUGACCAGGUGGCCAGGCUUCUACAUCCUGCAGUGGAAAUUCCACAGCAUGCCAGCGUGUGCCGCCACCAACCUGCCCCGAGUGGACGACGUGCUGGCCUCCCUGCAGGUGUCCUCCCACAAGUGCAAAGUGAUGUACUACACAGAGGUCAUCGGCUCCGAGGACUUCAGAGGCUCCAUGACCAGCCUGGAGUCCAGCCACAGCGGGUUCUCCCAGCUCAGUGCCGCCACCACCUCUUCCAGCCAGUCGCACUCCAGCUCCAUGAUUUCCAGUGAAUGACUUGUGUGACAUCUGCAGAGACGAGCCGCCUCCUCCACGGAACUGAAGCUGCCGCAGCAGCACUCACGCUGCACCAGAGUCCUCUCCGCUCCCUGUUAGUGGAGGCGGCCUGUGGAUUCAGGACAGCCCUUGGGGUCCCUUUCCUCAGAGGACUUGGCAGCCUGCAGGAGCACCCAGCCCUGGGGCUGAGCCAGCCCACUCCUGAGCAGGCACCCACAGCCCAGGAGGGGCUGUCAGGGCCCCUCCGACUCCCAACAACAUCGCCAUCAUUAAACAUUGCUUUCUCUUUCCUCCUCUUCAAAUCUUUUGAUAUUUUUCAGAGCAAAAUUUUUCUGUCCGUGAACUUGGGGAGGGGAGCAAUCUUUCCCUCUGCUGAAUGCUGUUUUUCCUUCGGCAGGUGGGCAGUUCUCUGCCCUCUAGCACCCAAGGUCCUUAGCCAACAGCACCCAGGGUCCUCAGCACUCCAAUACCCAGGGUCUUCAGCCUUCAGCACCCAGGGUCCUAAGUCCCCCUAGUACCCAGGGUCCUCAGUCCUCCUAGCUCCCAGGGUCCUUGGCCCUCCUAUCUCCCAGGGUCCUCAGUCCUCCUAGCUCCCAGGGUCCUCAGCCCUCCUAGCUCCCAGGGUCCUCAGCCCUCCUAGCUCCCAGGGUCCUCAGCCCUCCUAGCUCCCAGGGUCCUCAGCCCUCAGCACUUAAUGUCCUCAGUCCUCAGCACCCAGGGUCCUCAGCUCUCAGCCGGGUGUUUGGAAGCAGUAGGUCACACUUCUGGAGGUGUGACAGUGCAGACCCCAGCAAUGCUGUCCAGGGUGGCGCAUGGCUUGUAGUGACCUGGGGUGUGUCAGUGGAUGCUGUGGGUAUGUGUGCAGGUGCUGUGUGUGUGCAUGAGGGGGCGGGCUGCUUCUGGGGAUAGACCAGCAGAGCUUCACAUGGUCUGCAAGCAUUUCAUAGAAGCAGACCAGACGCUGGGAUGGUGUGUCUUUUUUUUUUUUUUUUUUUUUCUUUCUUUGUGAUCCCGACUUCCCAAAGCCUGCUGUCUGAGCAGGGUCUGCUUGACUGCUUACGUGGGGAAAGCAUGUUUCUUACGAAGCUGUUUGGAAGUUGCAAGUGGCUGAUCUCCAGAGAACGGCAUGGGAUCUGUUUGUGUGUGUAUUAAAAGUGUCCAAAGAUGUGUGCCAGACCCACAUGGCCAUGAGCAUGUGAGACAGGUGUGGAAUCAUGUGUUAAUGCCGCUUUGAGGUGUUGGGUAGCUGGCAGUGUGACGUGCGCUAUGUCAGCAAGCAUGAGGAGAGACUCCACAGCAGCCUGGCGUGGCCAGUGAAGCCCCCUGGCUCCCGGCGCCCUGAGCCAUGCAUUUCCUGUGCGUGGGAGCUGUUUCUAGACAGCACAGCAGGGCAUCAUGCUGCUUCCAGUCAGGGCUUCCCAGCUCCAAGCUAAAGGACCUGAAGAUGCCCCUGCUCUUUCUCUCUCCUCUUCCCCUCUCUCCCCCUCUCCCUCUCUCUGUGUCCCAGAUGGCGAUUUUGCUGACAGCCUCCAAGAAUACGCCUCACUCGACAGCCCACAUGUGCCCGAGGUGUCUGUCUGAGUCGCAGCCUGUCCCAGGCUGAAGAUCUGUUCCCCUUAAGCCCAUUGAGAAGUGGCCCUGCUCAGCCCCUGAGAGCUGAGCGCAUCUUUAAGAGCCUAAAGCACACGCACACUCACGGGCCUUCAGCUCCCCGAGCCAUAGGGCACUGGCUGCCUGGGAGGGGUGACGAG
Molecule: messenger RNA, 4114 nt
Organism: Meriones unguiculatus (Mongolian gerbil)
Lineage: Eukaryota; Metazoa; Chordata; Mammalia; Rodentia; Muridae
Gene: Sec14l1
Product: SEC14 like lipid binding 1
Exons: 17
Coding region: 210-2363 (717 amino acids)
Biological process (GO): negative regulation of RIG-I signaling pathway
Cellular component (GO): cytoplasm; cytosol
Molecular function (GO): RIG-I binding
Source: RefSeq, a predicted model, not a curated record